AUGAACAGAGACUGGGCGAAUGAACAAGGCGCUCAAACGAGCAAAACCCCGACAUGCUUGCUACUCAAAACAGAUCUGUCAUUUGACUCAUUUGGUUAUGACGCGAUGGAAAAAUACAGCAAUCUUCAAGAUGAAAGAGAAGAGAAAGAUUAUCUCUUUUUCAAACAUUUUAAAAUGACUCUUCACAAUGAGGAGGUAAGAAUGAGCUCCACUGAUCAGUUUCAAAUAAAAAUUAUCAAAGACAUAGACGGCACUUUCAAUUGAUUUUAGGCGUAAUUACCUACGCAGGAUGUUGGGAAAACAUGAGAAAAGUUUGUAAAUCACAAGCUGGAUGCCAGUCUAUUUCCACUGCUUUCAUAAAUAUGAUAUAAUUUAAUUUUCUUUUGGUUAGCCAGCGCAAUAAACGGUUUUUGACGAACCAGGGUGCCUGUAGUAUCUCGGUGAUACUUUUCACGUUCUAGAACAGAAGAGCGAGCAGACAAAAAUAGCUUUGUCUUAACUUCCAGCCUUACCCCAACCGUCCGGCCCGAUAGUUGUUACUUGAAAGAAUUAUGUUUUUCUUUUUUUUAAUUAUUUUUUUAAAUUAAAUAUUAAACAUAUCGUAUUAUCUUAUUUAUUCUGACAAACACGUUUACAAAAUGCUUAUUAAUGCCAGCGUAAGAAGCGCUGGCUCGACCUUAGCCCUGACUAUAAGUCCACCAUAGCUGUCAGGUUCAACCGUAAACUCGCUCAUCUUGAAGGAUUUUGUCAUGGCGAAAGCAUUGGUAUAAAAUUUCAAUUCCGUCAUCUUUAAUCGUAUCAUACGCGUCAAUCUUCGUCAUCCUUAAAUAUUUUGGUUCCUUUGAAGUUUCUUAGAAUCUCUUCUUUGUUGAGGCGAUUGCAAAAAGAUAUGACGACAUAUUUUCCCUUAAACGCUGGGUUCAUUCUCUCCUAGAGUCUUGACAGUAAGACUCUAAUAGAAGCAGCCAACGGACAACCUGUCAAGGCCAAGACAGUGUUUACAAGGUCCAUUACAUUUCUCAAAGACGAAGCCAUCAAAGUAAUUUGUCAGCGGACUGGAGAUGAUCAUUUCAGUCCAGACGAUGUCCAAUGGGUUCUAACUGUUCCGGCAAUAUGGACUCCAGGCGCAAAGCAGUUUAUGAGAGAAGCAGCUUAUCAGGUAAUGUUAAAAUAUCAUGUUUUAUCCAGUUCGAAAUGAAUGCCUCCAAAUCUUGAAUCUGGGUGUGCCCACAACUUUAUAUGAAGUCUGUUUAGGUGUGCUAAUCUUAUGGCAAACAUAGUCGUAACAUUUAAUAGUGCAUGCUUGUUUUUUAUCGACUUUACGACAUCUUUCAGGUUUGUAUUUAGGUUUGCUAUCUAAAUUAAAAAGUCUGUCUUUUUUCAAAGGCUGGUGUGGGAUCACCAGAGAAUCCUGAUCAACUGAUGAUCGCUUUGGAGCCAGAAGCAGCUGCAAUUUUCUGUCAAGAGAAAAAUUUGAGUGAUUUUCAGGCGGAAGUCGGCAGUAGACCUGUGGAUGGCAUAUUAUCACAAAUUAAUACACACUACGUUGUCGUGGACAUUGGAGGUAUGUAACUCAAGUUAACAAGCUAAGAACAUAGUAAUAAACGUGUAACAUUAUUGUUUAUUGUUUAUUCUUUUUGAACUAACAGAUUAAGAACACGAAGCAAAUAAAAUGCAGAGAUUCCAUUACUUGACUGCUAUAUUAUAUCGUCAUCCUCUAUGGUAGUUAAGGAAAGGGUUUUUUAAGACUCUUAAACCAUCUACACUGCUCUGCCCCCUGCCCCAUAAGACAAUUUUCAUAAAGAUCGCACAAGCUUAAUUCAACUCUGAAUAAGCUAAAUACGUGGUCUUAAACAUCAUUCAGGGAAACAUUUACUUACAUUAUGAUUGCGCAGAAGUAUCAUAUACCGACAUUCCCAUCCUUGAAGUGUGUAGUAGGUAGAAAGUUCGAAGCACUAAUCAGAAGGUCGUCAGUUCGACGCCGAGUGGAAGCACCCUAAGCUGUUUUUUUUUUUCCGAAUAUUUCUUUGCCAUUCACUGAAUAACAGUUUUCUUCACACCAAGCUUAAAAAUUAUACAUCAUUAAGCGAAGCAAUGCUGUUGAUUAUCAACAAGCCAAAUGGUUCGGAGUAAUACCCCUAUGAAUAAGGGUUGCGAAUUUCCAACCGCGAACGUAAAAAAACCUAUAACAAAACGUUUCUUAGCUUUGGAAUACACGAAAACUUAAAAUAGGAACUAUAGGUAUUUAAUAUUGCCAGCGCCUCACAUUUUGCGGAUACUGCACAAACUGUGACCACCGCAUGGGCAAAAAGGCUUGUAGAGUCUUUUAAGACUCUACAAGGACUUGAGAGUCCUAUCCAAACUCUACUACUGUUUUUCGGUUUAUUCACCCUUGCCAGUCAACCUACCAGAACACCUUCGAAAGGUCCAAAUCAACCGAAACAAGUUUUGUCCACAGAAUAUUGAGCAAGUACUCGCCUCAGGCUCAGUAAAUAUCAUGAUGAAUGAUUUCCGAGACGACGUCGUGGGGAUUAUUCAACAAUAUUCACUCAGCCUGAGGCGAAUAAUUGCUCAGUUGCUUUCGAAUUCUGCAGUAAAUUCGUUUUAAUGUUAAAACCAUCCUGUUACAAUUGUCUUCGCUAUUCGUAUCAAGAUAAGCAGCCAGUUUACGCUAGAAUUUAGUAGGCUCAUUUGAUUCAAAGUUCCCGUAUUUCUUUUGAAAAGUGUUACACCAAACUUAGUAGCAUCUUUUGUGGUCUUUAGAGUUGUAUUUUCUUUCAUCGCAUGCAUCAUUUUCCGCAGAGCACUGAUAAAACAGGAGGCAGCCAUUGAAAAAUUUAGCAUCCCUACCUUAAUCACCUCACGCGAGUGAUUCUAGAGAGAUAUGACGCAAUACUCGACCAGUCAGAGCGCGCGCAUCUCUAUAAUCACCUGUGCAAUUAUGCAAGACUCAUAUAAAAAGCAUGAGUGACUUUUUUGAUUAAAGAUGGCCUCCAAUAAGUGAAAAGAGAGACUUUUCUCGACUCAAAUUAACCUUUAAUCGCUGCACGACCCUUCUUUGCCAUUCUGUUUGUCGUUACUCAAUGUCAGUGUUAUCGGAUAAUUAUAUUAUCCCUGUGGAAAAGGGAACUUUUUACGACGCCACUGACACUUUAUUUACUAAUUUGUUUGGUAACAUUAAAUCCAGUGGUGAUUAUUGAAAUUUUAGUAGUAAAUAGGUAAUCUCGUAGGCUUUUUUUUGAUCAUUGAUGUUAGCUAUGUUAAUAUUAUUAUUAUUACUAUUAUCAUCAUCGGUUGGAACCAACCCCUUUUUUAAAUACAACUCUUGUUUCAAGGGGUAUUAAUCCUUACAGUAAAUACACUAGGAAUCACCAAGAAACGUAUUGACUGUCCCGAGAAGUCAAUGAUGCAUUUGCGAUGUCGAUUAAUCGAAAAAAGAUUAACCAGGAUAUGCAGGGUAGGAUAUAAAGUAUAUAUCAGCUGACUUUCCAUUUCAUCAUUUAUCUCAGGGGGGACACUAGACGUGACAGUGCACGAAAUACAAGAUGAUGGUAACAUUAAAGAGAUCCACAAGGUCACAGGGGGACCUUAUGGUGGAAUGUACGUCAACCAGCAGUUUGAAACUCUCCUGGAAGAGUGGUUUGGUGUACAAAGAAUUCAAAAGUUCAAAGAGCAGCAUCCAUCUGAUUGGCUGUCGUUAAUGAACGAGUUUGAAGGAAAAAAACGUGGGAAGCGCAUUUUAGACGACAGUUUGAUGACAAACAUCCGCCUACCAAGGAGCUUUGUAUCCAUGUUAAAUGAAACUCAAAGUUCAGUGAUGGACAGCUAUGGAACUAAGGACGUAAGACUGAAAAAUAAAGAGUACCUUUGCCUAAGUUCAGGAAUGAUGAAGAAAUUGUUUAACCCUGUCGUGGAGAGAAUUAAACAACAUUUAAAAACUUUGAUAAAAAAACCGCAACUAUCAAAGGUGCAAACCAUGCUCCUUGUUGGCGGCUUUGCCGAUUCUGCUUUCCUACAGCAGGAAUUAAAAACGGAGUUCGCAAGAAGGCUCAGGAUACUUAUUCCUCAUUAUACAACCAUAGCAGUUGUUCAAGGAGCUGUAAUCUUUGGCAAAAAACCUACGAAAAUAUCCGAAAGAGUCGUCUCCACAACUUUUGGCGCCGAUCGUUCGGUAGAUUUUAUCGAAGGGAUUCAUCCUGAAGAAAAGAAAUUUAUUGCAGAUGGAAUUGAAAAGUGCGGUCAAGUUUUUAAAUGCUUUGUAAAGGAAAACAGCGUAAUAAAGCUCGGACAGCGAAUUACAAAAUCAUAUCACCCUGUGCGAGCUAAUGCGACAAGCCUGAAAUUUGGAUUCUACGUCACAAGCAAUCCCAAAGCACAGUUUGUUACUGACCCCGAGGUAACAAAGAUUGGAAGUGUCAAAGUUCAGUCCCCAGAUACAUGGAGAGGUAAAGAUAGAAAAAUAGAAGUCAGUAUGUAUUUCGGAGGAACUGAAAUAACCGCCACUGCCUCUGAUAUUUCAAGUGGAAACAGCGCCCAAACCACAUUGGACUUUUUCUGUCGAUCAUAAACGUGUUUUUUUUUCUGUUGUAUAUCAGACAGAGAUUCAAAACAGAUCUAAUACAAUAAUCAGACCAUGAUCAUAACCUUAGCAUUUAUUUUCAAAAAACGAAUUCCAUAGACGUGCACUCCCUGAGUAAUCACUCACGAAGUCUGUUCUGAGAAGCAAUGUGAUUUACCUUGUGAGACUUUUCAAUAAUUGUCUGACUCCUAAAAGCAGUCAAUCGCUUCAAUAGUUUAUCAUAGUAAGCAUCAAUAACAAUAAAACAAUCCCAAUGCUAGUGAUUGUAGAGUCUUCCUUUAUUUGAAGGUAAAUGUCAUAUGAUGUGCAAGAGGGAAAGAAGACAAGUGCCUAGUCAGCAUAAGUGCAAUGUUCAAAAAAGUUGUUUAGACAUAUUUUAAUUGAUAACUCUCUAAGCGCCCGUGAUUUGCAUACCAAACCAGUCAUAAUUACUCAGUGAUCUGUAGCUAUUAUACCAAUAUUUUUUGUUGUGAAAGCGCGCGUUAUUUUUUUAUAAAAAUCUUAAAGGAAUUUUUUUUGUUAUGAUAAGCUACCAACAAUUAACAAAACUUAGUGUUACUCACAAUAUCAGAAUUUAUAUUUCUUACAAAAUUAGAAGAUAUAUUGUAGUUUAAAUUUGAACUCAAUAACCCAAUAUUCAAUCAUUUACUCAAGAAAAAUUGCGAGGAAAGCUUUUGCCUUUAAGAUAGAUGUUGAAUUAUGGAUAGUUAACCAAAGAAAAUCUUUAUUAUAUCUUUAGUUUGACCAUCCAAACUCUAAAAGAAGUUUUAACUACUAAAUAUAUAAGCAAUUUAGUUUCUGAGCAAAUGCUCUCAUUUAACAUCAGUAGGGAAAAUGUCCAUGUGAAGACAUUUUAAUGUUUUGACUUGUAG
This is a messenger RNA of Pocillopora meandrina, 5451 nucleotides long. The record is from the annotation of a GenBank genome assembly. NCBI's taxonomy places the organism in Eukaryota, Metazoa, Cnidaria, Anthozoa, Scleractinia, Pocilloporidae.